Fibroporia radiculosa is the source of this 2598-nucleotide messenger RNA. RefSeq lists its product as uncharacterized. The coding region runs from base 1 to 2598 and encodes 865 amino acids. Gene Ontology annotation, biological process: mRNA processing. Gene Ontology annotation, cellular component: nucleus. Gene Ontology annotation, molecular function: metal ion binding; RNA binding. The transcript has 7 exons. The record is from RefSeq and is a predicted model, not a curated record. NCBI's taxonomy places the organism in Eukaryota, Fungi, Basidiomycota, Agaricomycetes, Polyporales, Fibroporiaceae.
AUGCUUUUUGACCCAGAAACUGCGGGCGAUUUAAAACCUUGGCUGGUCAGGAACCUCGAGCCCAUUUGCGAUGCGGAACCUGGUGCACUUGCAGAUUACAUCCUGGCCUUGCUGAAGCAUAAUGCUCCAGAGGCCGACCUUCGAAAGGAGUUGGGUGCUCAAUUAGACGAGUUCCUGGAAAAAGAAGGACCAUCUUUUCUGAACACGCUCUUCACGGCAUUGCGGACCAAAUCUUAUCUUCCAUACUCGGCUGCUUCUCCUCCUGCUGGCAACGCUUCUGGCACACUCUCCACCGAUACAGGAAUACCCAUUCCACUGGACGCGCUACUUUCCCCGUCUGUCCCUACAACACCGGAACGCGGUCGAAAACGCAGUCAUGAUCACGAUGAACGCGACUUUCUUCCCACCAAAGGCCCGCGUCUGAAUCAUGAAGGCCAAUUCUCGCGGUAUGGCCGACACGACAACAGAUCGUCAUGGGGUGGUCGCGGAGAACGUGGUAGCAGGAUGGCUAUCGCUGGGCGGGCAGAUUAUAUGGAUGGCGGCAUGAAUAGUAGCAUAGGUGUGGGCGCAGGGGGCGGUACCAUGGGCCCAUCCAACCCGCGCGGUAUCCCAGCAUAUCAGGAUCGGGGUAGGGGAGUUUGUCGAGAUUACUUCAACAAUGGAUACUGCGCGCGAGGUGCUUUCUGCAAAUAUAGUCAUGGUGAAGAUGCCAUUGUCCCGUCCCAGCUUUUCCCCAUGAAUGGGGGUAUGAGUGUUGGCUCGAUGCCAUUUGUUCCUAUGAUGCCUAAUGGUGGCAUGGCAAUGGGGAUGGCCGGUGGGUCCAAUGCUGCCUAUGACCCUCAUGAACGGAUGGACAUGCGGCCAAAUCAGGGACCAAAUCCCAACACGAUCCAUCGACCUCCUAACUCCCGUGGACCCGCCAUAUCUCGACAGGACGAUUCAAACAAUGGAGCAGCACAACAUCCAGGCGAGUUACCUGUUGUGCGAGACCUCACGCCUCAAGUUCCCCGAGAAGAGAGCGUCUCUCGACAUAUGGGACAGGACGGGUACGGAGAACCCAGAAUACCGGAUGUUCCUGGUCCAUCAAGGGGAAGUGAUAUCGUAAUGGGCGGUAUGAAUGGAGCUACCCAGGACAUGGAUAUGAACGGUCCUCCUGCGUAUUCAAGUAAUCGGGGGCCUUACCGUGGGGGGCGUCCGGGGGGUGGCCGUGGCACCUUUGGUGGCGAGGUUCAGAGUUUCAGGCCGGAGAAACGAAACGACAAAACACUCGUUGUGGAAAAAAUUCCAGAAGACAAAUUGAGCCUGGGCUCCGUUAACGAGUGGUUCAAACGCUUUGGGACGGUCACCAAUGUCGCAGUUGACGCCAUGAAUGCCAAGGCGCUAGUGAGCUUUUCUAAUCAUGACGAAGCCCUAGCUGCUUGGAGGUCGGAGGACGCCGUUUUCGGAAACCGCUUCGUGAAGGUGUUCUGGCAUCGACCACUAGAAGGCCACGGUCAAGUUGGUCAGCGCAUGCUCGCAGCAUCCGCACCUCUGGUAGCCAAUAUUUCUAUCAAGGACUCCGCGUCCCCUGCAACGACUACAUCAGCGGAUUCUUCCGUUUCUCAGCCUGUGGGAGCAGCUUCAACACAUGUGCGUAAGACUUCCACGACACUGGCUGCCGCCGCAUUAGCCGCGAAGCAAAAACUGCUUGAGCAACAAAUUGCGGAGCAGAAGUCCUUGAUGGCCCAGCUUUCUAGCGCAUCUCCUCCAGAGAAGAAGGGGAUCAUGGCUCGUUUGCGAAAAUUGGGCGAAGAGAUGAAGCCCUCUGCAUCUGCAUCUACAUCCCAACCAACUCCAUCCCCAGCAACAACCUCAGCUUCAGCCCAGGCUAAGAGGCCUGCAGGUGCUACACCACGACCAGAGGAUAAGGAAAGGAUAGAACGUGAGCGUCUUGACAAGGAGCUCGAGUUGCACCACGCAGUGGGUGCAGUAGACGGAGAAGAGGAGGGCACCGAAGAGCUGAAAGCAACAUUGGCCAAACUGAAAGCAGAGGCAGCAAGUCUCGGUAUUACCGAAAUUGCUGAGGGCCAGUACGUGGGUCCAUCUGUUUAUCGUCCACCUAGGGGACGAGGGCGAGGGCGAGGUGGGCGAGUACCCUUCCGUGGGGCCAUGCGCGGUGGGCCACCUAGGGGAAGCAUGAAGCUCGAUCUCCGUCCAAAGAAGUUGCUUGUGAAGAGCGUCGGCGACAAUGCCGUCCAGGCAGUCCGGGAUUGGUAUGAGACAACUGGUCAAGUUGAAAGCGUAGAUGCUACAGAUACUGGAGAUGUCAUUGUUGCCUUCAAAAGUAGAGCUGCUGCAGAGCAAGGGCUUGCAAAGGGAACAAAUAUCCCGAUUGUUGGCCAGGUACAGAUCUCGUGGUUUAACGUGCAACAGCCAAGUGCUGUUGCACACAAAACGCCUACCUCUGUGACAGUUCCAGAAAAGUCCAGUGUAGUGGAUAAGCCUAUGAUGGGGUACCGACCCCCCUCACCUGACGAAUCUGACGAUAGGCAUAUGCAUGAAGAGACUGCCAACGGCUGGGGUGGUGAUGACGCCGAGGAUGGAUUUGGCAUGCUAUGA